AUGCUGCAGCAGCAGCAGCAGCAGCAACAACAGCAGCAGCAGCAGCAACAGCAGCAGCAGCAGCAGCAACUCAAGGGGAGGCUGUUCUUGGCUUUUCUCGCUUGGCAUUUGAUGGGGAGCAGCAGAGGUGUAGAAGACCAAGAGACUCAAGGGAAGCAGAGGCAGCAAGACACGCAGCAUAGCAGCAGCAGCAGCAGCAGCAACAGCAGCAAGAGGAGCUGCAGCGGCGGCAGCAGCUCUGCAGCAGCAACGACAGCACGAGGGCGAGCGCAGCUGCACUGCCGCCAUCGCCCACUCCAGGAGAAAGCGCCCAAGCAGCAGCAGCAGCAGCAGUGUCAGCAGCAGCAGCAACAACAGCAGCAGCAGCAGCAGCAGCAGCUGAGGCUUGCCAGCAAAUCAGCAGCAGCAGCAGCAGUAGCGGCAGCAGCAGCAGCAGCAGCGGCAGCAGCAACAGCAGCAGCAGCAGCGACAGCAGCAGCAGCAGCAGUUGCAGCAGCACCUGAUCAGGUGGGCCUUUGUGAUGCACUUCAAGACACAAAUGAAUCCGCUGCGCCGCUCGCGAGCCAAGAAUACGCUCCCCUGAGCCCCGUCGCCCUGCAGCAGCAGCAACAGCAGCAGCAGCAGCGGCAGCAGCAGCGGCAGCAGCAGCAGCAGCGGCAGCAGCAGCAGCGAGAGGGCACAGCUGUAUGA
Molecule: messenger RNA, 690 nt
Organism: Eimeria tenella
Lineage: Eukaryota; Apicomplexa; Conoidasida; Eucoccidiorida; Eimeriidae
Exons: 2
Coding region: 1-690 (229 amino acids)
Molecular function (GO): ice binding
Source: RefSeq, a predicted model, not a curated record